AUGUCGCUCCAAGUGAACGACCCACGGUCGCGCACCCGCUCCAAAUCCCCCGGCGGCCGCGAACGCUCCAGGUCGCGCGACAGCAGAGCCCCGUCGCCUUCGCCGUCGUCCCGGCCACGCGAUCGCUCCCCCGCGGUGGAGAUCGCUCCAUCAUCUCGACGCUACGACCCGGAUGAUGAUGCGGAGAUCGACCGCCAGUACAAGCUGUUAAAAGAGCGGCAGCGCGAUGCGGAAGAGCCGCGAGCGAGCAAUAUCGUUUCGCGCGCUCCUCGCAGCCCCGCUCGGUACGAUGUGCGACGCUCCGACUCAGAGGAUGAUGAGAAGUAUAAGCGCCGCGAACGCACCAGCGACAAAUCGUCCCGACGGCGUCGCGACGAUCACUACGAACAUUCGGAUUCCGAGGAGGAUGUCAAGUACGUGACGCGGGAGCCCCGCCGUCGGCCCUCCUCGCCCCCGGGUCGUAACAGUCACAGUCGGCCGGUUGAUUCGGACUCGGACGACGGUGGGCUGGCCUAUGGCGACGAUCACGGAGGCCAUCCCAGCUAUGCGCGGCCCAACAAAUAUCAAUAUGCGCAGCCCUCGCACUACCUCUACAGCCAGCCCGGGGCCCCGCGCCAACCCGCCUACCCGGAGGCACAGUCAGACUGGGCGCCGGUUCCCGAGUGCGAGCGUCCGGGCUUUGUCCCACCGUCCUCGCAUCCGGGGGAGCAUCCGGGGAUGCCGGGGGGAUUCCCUCCGGCUUCGACGUACGCGGAUGCGUCUGGAACGGCCGCACCGACGUUCCCCCAGCCACACUACGCGACUCUGCCGCCUCAGCAGCCUAUUCCCUAUUCUGCUGGCGGCGUGGGUUAUGCGCCUUCUCAUUAUCGCUCUUCGUCGAGCAACGACGUUGCGCACCCACCGCCAUCGCAAUAUGCCCAGCCAGCCCAAUUCCAAUAUGCGCAGGUGGAUCCCAAUGUCCGGUACUCGUCCAAGACGGCGGCCAAGCAAUCGUAUACGGCUUCGCCGCAGGAACAGUUCGAUAGGUCGCCGCCAGAGCAGCAUGUCAAACCGUACCGGUACAGCAGCCAGCCGCAAUUCGUAGAGAUCACGCCCGGUGGGGGUCGGUCAAGCGGUCGACCUCACAGUCUGUCUGUUUCAACAUCGGGUAAUCUGGCUGCGCCGGGGGCCGAUCAUGCUCAUGGUCCUCCGCCGGCCAGUCCCUUGCUGGAGCCGUACCAUGGAACUUACCAGUCCAUGUCGCCCAUGCCAUCGCCCAUCGUGAUUCCAUCCGCACACGAUCGGGAUGAUGACAUCUCGGAUCUCGAGCCUCUCGACGAAAUGUCCAACUCUGAAUCUGGCCGGCUCAAGAAACACCGAAAGUCGACCAGCGAGAAGGACAGCCGGCACCGAAGCAGUAAGGACAAGAGCAAGGAAAAGGAAAAGGAUGAGCGCAGGGAUGAUAAGCGGCGCAGCCGCCCAAGCGCUGGUCGGGAUCGACAUGAUUCUGCUUCUUCGGUGGCCGCUGUGGAUGGGAUAGUUACGGUCUCCCCGACCGCCGGGCGAAAGCGCGUGUCAUUCUACGAUGCUGGGGCCGACGCUGCGGCGAUGCAGGCCGCGUUGAGCCACACGCGCAGCAUUGACUACAAGCCCAUCAUUCAAAUCCUGCCACGACUGAACAACGAUGAGAUGGCGGAAUUGCGCCAGGAGUACAAGAAUAGGGUUAAGCUGCAUGGCAAGGGGAUCAAUCUUGCUAAACAUAUCAAGCACCAGGUGCAGGGCAGUGCGACGUUCAACAAAGUGUGCUAUGCGACUGCCCUGGGCCGCUGGGAAUCCGAGGCUUACUGGGCCAACUGCUACUACCAGGCCGGCACUUCACGACGGGAGCUACUCAUCGAGUCGCUGAUGGGCCGAUCCAACUCUGCCAUUCGCGAGAUCAAGAACUGCUUCCGCGACUCCCGGUACGCAGACAGUCUCGAGCGCUGCAUGCGCUCUGAAUUGCGCGCCGACAAGUUCCGCACCGCGGUGCUGUUAGCUCUCGAAGCCCGCCGCCAGGAUGAACGCGAGCCCCUCGACCCGCGUCUGUGCCGCCGAGACGUCCAGGACCUGCACCAGGCCCUCAUCAUCGUGCUGCGCAGUGACUCGCAUCUGCGCGAGGUGCUGCGUGCGUACGAAUCCGCCCACGGGCAUAAUUUUGCGCGUGCGAUGAUUGCCAAAUCGCGUAACCUCGUGGGAGAAACCCUGGCGCACAUCCUAAAUGGCGCCAUCAACCGUCCCAUGCGCGACGCGCUGCUCCUGCACCAGGCCCUGCGUGAAUCACGCUCCGGCCGCGAGCGGUCGGAGCUGCUUAUCUCGCGCCUCGUGCGCCUUCACUGGGAACCGCGGCAUCUGGAGCAGGUCAAGACGGAGUAUCGGCGUCGGUAUGGCGAGCGGCUGGAGGAGGCCAUUGCCGAGGAGGUCAUUACGACUAGUGGCGGGAGUGAAUGGGGGGAGUUUUGCAUUGAGCUAUCGCGCAGCAGCAGCAGCAGCAGCUCGUAG
Penicillium lagena is the source of this 2517-nucleotide messenger RNA. It is a transcript of the gene anxc4, whose product is annotated as annexin ANXC4. The record is from RefSeq and is a predicted model, not a curated record. Gene Ontology annotation, molecular function: calcium ion binding; calcium-dependent phospholipid binding. Bases 1 to 2517 code for a protein of 838 amino acids. NCBI's taxonomy places the organism in Eukaryota, Fungi, Ascomycota, Eurotiomycetes, Eurotiales, Aspergillaceae. Gene Ontology annotation, cellular component: cytoplasm. The transcript has 3 exons.